AUGAACGAGCGUACAUUGCUGAUCUUCAAGUCUAUGUCUAAGUACAAGGAAUCCGAUCCAGUCAGAAAGCUUAUUGGUCACCUCGAUGUUCCGACCUACGAGGCACCACAGAACAACAAGUGGCGUCGAGAUGCAAGUGAUUCUGAUGACGAAGAGCCCAGGUUAAUCGCGUUAGCUAACACACAACUCGGGGCUAAGCACGGAAUUAAAGCAUCGAGCAAGAAGUCUGCUGGAAGUUCCAGUGCUGCAACACAUGUUGAAGUUGAUGUAAAUGUUGCUGCGGAAGAAGUUCAAGGAGUGUUCAUCGAAUCUGAUGUCCGUAGUGAUAUUGGUGGUACUGUAGUUGGAGAUACAGGUGGUAGUGCAGGUGGUGAUGGUGGUACUGCAAGUCGGUCAGACGAUGAUACGACCGACAAAGGUAAAGGUAAGGUGGACGAGCCGAGGAAGUUGGUGGAUGAAAGCAGUUCAUCUUCUGAUGAUGAAGGAGGUUCUGGUAAUGAUGAUUCGUCUUCUGAAGAUGAUAAUCCUCCUCCACCAGAUGCAAAAGAGAAACCGGUUAGAAUCGCAGAAUCUGACAAAGAUGAGGAUUAUAUUCCUGCUGCUCCUGGUUUGAUUAGAAAGAGGAAAGCAAGAAGACAGGGUACUCGUACUUCAAAGAAAUCAAAGGACGGAUCAGGGUCAAUGGGUGAAACUGCUGGUGAUGCCCUAUACCUGAUUCGAUCCAGCAUUCAACGCCUCCAGAGCAUCAGCUACCUCCUGUCAGUGAUCAAUUAA
Helianthus annuus (common sunflower) is the source of this 774-nucleotide messenger RNA. Its product is annotated as protein qua-1-like. The transcript is spliced from 2 exons. Bases 1 to 774 code for a protein of 257 amino acids. The record is from RefSeq and is a predicted model, not a curated record. NCBI's taxonomy places the organism in Eukaryota, Viridiplantae, Streptophyta, Magnoliopsida, Asterales, Asteraceae.